AUGAGCACAGGGGCUCAGCGGAUAGUCUGGCCCUUCACCCUCCAGUGCGUGACUUCAGGAGCCUUACCGUCGGAUGACUACCCAAAGUCGUUGGAGCUUGUGCAUGGGCAUGUGCUCAUCUACUCGUGGUGGCUGGAAGUUUACCGUGCUCUUCAUGCUUCAGACUCAGCGAAGCUGACCUUGCUCAUUGAAUGCGCGCUCUGUGCGACUGUCCAGGUGAAGUUUGUGAAAACACGUUCGGCCGUGCUGUCUGCGGCCAUUGAAGCUGCGUCAGAAACAUGGGAGACGGCAGACGUGCUGCAAACUUCCUUCCACUCCUUCGCCUUCAAGCUGGGCGAGUUGAUCGAGUCACUGCCAGCUGCUUCACGCUCUUCGCAGCGCAAGAUGCUGGCCACCCUUAAUGCCGACUACAAGAACCUAAAGUACCAAGGGAAGAGCCUCAACCAAUCCAUGCUGACCGCAGCCGUCGCCAUAGCCUCCGCCUUCCCAUCUGGGCAAAGUGGUGCUACGUUCCUCAAUUUGUUCUUCCAGUGGCAUGGGACUUUGCUAUGCAAUUAUUCGCGCCUGUACAAGGUGACUACAACAGUUGCGGCAUAUGUGAAGGAUCAGGAGAACGCGGACAGCUUGCAGCAGGCCUACUUGUCUGACAUCAUUGCCUUCCUCUUGCAUGACUUGAAGCAUGACGAUGUGUAUAUUCAUGAGCUCACAAGUUCUGAUUUCUUCUUUGGCGGCGGGGAACACACUGGAUGGCUUCCCAUUGCCUUCCUGCGUAUUGCCACCUACUCUUUCAUCCGCAACAUUGCCGAGAAGGCCAAGGCCUCCAAGGAUUGCAUAGACGGGAUUGCCCGACUUGCGCCAGGAUCUGAUUGGACUGAGCUGCAGCCGGCAUCGCCUUCGCCAUCUGCUGAAGACUCAGCCGAGCAAGCGGCGGCAGAACAGAGGUUGGAGAAAAUUCUCCAGGCUGCUUUGGCCAAAUGCGACAAGAAAGAGCAUGGGCUGCUGCAACUCUGUUCAGACAUAGUGGCCGGAACCUAUGUCGAGGACUUGCAGCGCAUUCUUGAGACCACCAAGUGCAACUAUAAGCAAGUCUUCGAGACACUUGAGAAAAUGCCCGCAGACACGGACUUGGGUCGGAAACUCCGUGAUGCAUGUGCCGCCUUCGAGAGCCAAGCCGUCGCCACCGAUGCCUCUGGCCCUCAACUUUCUGUUCGUGCCUUGGCUCGCUUGUCCUCGGACCCAGAUGGCCCAGAGAAGGACAGAUUGAUGCGUGCAAAGAAGGAAAGGGCUGAAGUGUGGGCCAAAGCAGUGGCUGUGCGCAAGCAACAUUGGCAAAUCAUCAAAUGGUCCAGCGGUGGCAAGGCGCAAGAGGCCAAGUCCCAGCUCCUGGACCAGAGAUCGUCUUCCAAAGUCGUGGUGGAAUUGAAUGAGCGCCAUCGCGGGUAUUUCCUUUCUGCGGAUCUUCUGGGAGAGUCUUCCCCUCCCUGGGCACCAGGCGCUUUCGAUCAGAAGCACAUGGAUAGAUUGAAGGCGCUGGUCUCCGCUGUGACGGAGUUGGAUGGAGAGUCCUCUUUCGUCUUCGCCUUUGACGGGCGCUCCCGGGAGAACAGAAAACUCAUCGAAGAAUCCUUCACCAAGUCCAAGAUUGCCUUGACGGAAAUGGCGGAGCUUUGGCUGUCCUAUGACAAGGGCAAGCAAGGCAACUCUCGAGAAGUGUUCGGGGCAGACCAUUCGCGUGAGGUAUGCUUCUUGAAGUUGCCCUGUCCUCGCGUGAGGUUGGCGUGCAAGCCAAGAACAGACAAACACUGUCGAGGUGAUUCGCCUUCGACUUCCGACUGUGUCUAUCACGCCCUCCCUAUGGCUGAGCAGGAGCAGCUGCCAAGGAUCGCCCGCGACCAGAAGGCAAAGAUUAUGCAGCUGAAAGAGGAUGCCCCGCCUUCCUGGAACAGCACUGCUGUUCCAUUGUUUUGGAGCGAAAGCAAAACUGUGGAGACCUACAAGAUGUUCAUCCAGAACUACUGCAUCAAGGAUAUUGUUGACAUGUCUCCAGGUUCUGGUGCUCUUGGAGCCGCCGCCCUCACGCUGGGAAUCCCCAUCACCUCCUAUGUUUUCGAUGACACGCACCAGACUUGGCUGCAGAAUGUUGCUGACCUCAAGUGUGCCAAGUUGAUUUGCGACAAGAACCAGCACCUGUACCAGCAAACACUCGCAGAGGCGCUUGCCAACUGGUUCUCGGACGAGCUUUCCCUCGCUCAAAGCAGUCCCAAUAAAGAGACUGAGUGA
This is a messenger RNA of Symbiodinium pilosum, 2280 nucleotides long. The record is from the annotation of a GenBank genome assembly. Lineage: Eukaryota; Dinophyceae; Suessiales; Symbiodiniaceae.